AAAGCAAGGGUACUAUUUAACUGUUGAAUACUUUUUCCCAAACAGAUCUCACAAUAGACUGCCGCUUAAUUAGUCCUCGCCAUGGCGACGGUUGUGAUGGAGCAGAUUGGGCGGCUGUUCAUCAACGCACAGCAGCUUCGCCAAAUCCCCCGUUUCCUGGAGUCAGCCUUUCCUAAACUGCCUUGUACUGUGAUGGUGAGCGAUGUGCCGUGGGUUUUCCGUGAGUCGCAUGUAUUCACGGGCUACAGGCCGCCUGACCAGAACUGGCGCUACUACUUCCUCACUAUGUUCCAGAGGCAUAAUGAGUCUGUAAAUGUGUGGACACACCUGCUGGCCUCCCUCAUUAUCUUAGUCAAAUUUCAGGAGCUGUCAGAAACCGUGGACUUCCUGCGAGACCCGCACGCCCAGCCACUAUUCAUCCUGCUCCUUGCUGCCUUCACCUACCUGGGCUGCAGCGCGCUUGCCCACCUGCUCUCGGCCAAGUCUGAGCUCUCCCACUACACGUUUUAUUUUUUGGACUACGUUGGCGUAGCCGUAUACCAGUAUGGCAGUGCCCUGGCCCACUUCUAUUACGUCAUCGAACAAGAAUGGCACACUCAAGUGCGAAGUUUUUUCUUGCCAGCCGCGGCCUUCCUGGCCUGGCUGUCCUGUACGGGCUGCUGCUAUGGCAAGUACGCCAGCCCAAGCUUGCCCAAAUUCAUUCACAAGCUAUUCCAAGUGGUUCCC
Sinocyclocheilus grahami is the source of this 726-nucleotide messenger RNA. Its product is annotated as membrane progestin receptor alpha-B-like. The annotation marks the transcript as partial. The record is from RefSeq and is a predicted model, not a curated record. Gene Ontology annotation, molecular function: nuclear steroid receptor activity; steroid binding. NCBI's taxonomy places the organism in Eukaryota, Metazoa, Chordata, Actinopteri, Cypriniformes, Cyprinidae. The transcript has a single exon. Gene Ontology annotation, cellular component: plasma membrane. Gene Ontology annotation, biological process: response to steroid hormone.